Xiphophorus couchianus (Monterrey platyfish) is the source of this 1620-nucleotide messenger RNA. Its product is annotated as muscle M-line assembly protein unc-89-like. The record is from RefSeq and is a predicted model, not a curated record. The coding region runs from base 4 to 1620 and encodes 538 amino acids. The transcript has 2 exons. NCBI's taxonomy places the organism in Eukaryota, Metazoa, Chordata, Actinopteri, Cyprinodontiformes, Poeciliidae.
AUAAUGGAGUCCAACCAAACUAGAGUUGAAGAGGUUGCAUCCAACAACAUUGUCGAAAGGGAAUUACAGCCACCCAAGCCACCCAAGCGUAAGAAGAAGAAGGUGUCAUUUGCAGUCUGGUUGGAGCAGUACGCACCUGAGGAGCUAAAGACUUCUGCUGAAAAUAUCAAACAGCAGGACGCUUCAGUGGUGAUCGAAAAUGAAUCCAUCGCCAAAGCACAGGAGACAGUAGAUCAAAAAGGGGACAGACCGACACCAGAGAGUGAGUCUAAUGAGAAGAACCAGGUACCAUUUAAAACCUGGUCGGAGGAACACGUCCCCGUUGACCAGGCGAUUUCUGCAGGAAAUAUUGAAAAGCAGAACAAUUCACUGGUCAGUGAAGAAGAGUCCACCGCUGGAGUGCAGGAGACAAUAGAUAUAGCAGAGAAGGAACAGCCCUCUAAGUCUAAGGAACAGCCAUCAAGGACAAGGCGCAACAGGAAGAAAAUGAUACCAUUUCAUAUCUGGUUGGAGAAACAUGCCCCUGCUGAUCUAAAGAUUUCAGCUGAAAGUACUGGAAUGGAAGACGUUUCACUGGAUACCAAACAGGAAUCGAUCCCCGUACUGCAGGAGAUUCCAGAGAAGGAACAGCCCUCUAAGUCUGGUGCUGAAAAUGUUAUAAAGCAGGACAUUUCUCUGCCUAAAGAAGAAGGUGAUCAGGAAGAUUCCUUAAAGAAGGAGAUUUGCGAAGAGGAACCUGUGAUUUCCACAACACAGCUUGUCGGCGAAAAGAAAUCCAUCUCCAAAUCACAUGAGACAGUGGAUCAAAAAGGGGACAGACCGACACCAGAGAGUGAGUCCAAUGAGAAGAACCAGGUACCAUUUAAAACCUGGUCGGAGGAACACGUCCCCGUUGACCAGGCGAUUUCUGCAGGAAAUAUUGAAAAGCAGAACAAUUCACUGGUCAGUGAAGAAGAGUCCACCGCUGGAGUGCAGGAGACAAUAGAUAUAGCAGAGAAGGAACAGCCCUCUAAGUCUAAGGAACAGCCAUCAAGGACAAGGCGCAACAGGAAGAAAAUGAUACCAUUUCAUAUCUGGUUGGAGAAACAUGCCCCUGCUGAUCUAAAGAUGUCAGCUGAAAGUACUGGAAUGGAAGACGUUUCACUGGAUACCAAACAGGAAUCGAUCCCCGUACUGCAGGAGAUUUCAGAGAAGGAACAGCCCUCUAAGUCUGGUGCUGAAAAUGUUAUAAAGCAGGACAUAUCUCUGCCUAAAGAAGAAGGUGAUCAGGAAGAUUCCUUAAAGAAGGAGAUUUGCGAAGAGGAACCUGUGAUUUCCACAACACAGCUUGUCGGCGAAAAGAAAUCCAUCUCCAAAUGCCAGAAGGAAGUGGAUCAAAAAGAGGAGAAACAAACAUCGAAGACGAAGCGCAUCAAGAAGACACCACUGUUAUGGAAAUCUUUCCCAGAGUCAGAUGCUUGCAUAGACCUUGCAUUUUUUACUGAAAACAAUGACAUCAAUAAUGGUCCUCUGCCGGAAAAAGAAAAUGAUCAGGCAGCUUUGCCCAGCACCGGAAAUAAGACAUUUUGGAAGAUGCUCCCCAAGUCAGAACCUCGCAUAGAUACCUUCAAACCGUACUGA